CGCAUGUCGCAGCUGUUAGCAGUGCUACCGCCGUAUCAACCAUCGUCUUGCCCAGACGGCAACAAAACAAGCAGACGCAAUCUUUUCACUAAAAACAAGAAUGCCAACAGCGACGAACUCAGUGCCAAAAGGCUACGCAAGAACUCUGAAGGAGAAUUUCAUCCAGUACUGGCUGACGGUUGUAAAAAUACAAACCCACAAUCCGUGGAAGGUAACGGCCUCUGUUAUGUACUCAUUUCGUGUUUAUCGGCCCUAUAUUCAAGAUAUCGGUGUUUUUGUUGCCGAUAAUAUCGGUAUUGUAGUACAACAACUUAUUUUAUACAAUAUAUUCUAAGUUUAAAGUAUAUUUUUUAUUCAAAUUUGGUUCUCGCACAGCUGGUUGACCUGAACGUAUCAAUUAGCCUUUUCCCAAAAGAGAUCACAGUGCAUUCUGGGAUUAUUUGGAGGGACAAAAAAUAUGGUGACAGGCGAUAAAAAAUUGAAAGAUUUGAAGUAUCUACUAUCAAAUAUUAACUUUUAACACGACCUAAAGUGAAAUAUCUCCUUUUUACAUUGAACAUUUAAUUUAAAUGUCUGCUGCCAUAUUUCUUGUCAGGGGGGGGCAGCCGCCCCCGUUGCCCUUUACCAGGGGGGGCAAAGGUGCCUUGGCGAAAUAGCGAAUUGUCAGGAUAGUGCAAUUCUUUUACGAAUUUGCUUCAGAAAAUGCAAGAAAUGCAGGCAUCGAGCUUCAAGAAUAGCGCAAUCGCCUGGCGGAGAACUCCCUCACACCCCUAUCAUCCAAUAAAUAGAAAACAUGAUUAGGCGACGUUCAACUCCCGAUGUUUUGCAAACAUCUCUUAGUAUAUAUCAAUUCAAAAGUGCCCUUUCACGAAAAUCUGCCCCCCUUGCCUUUACAUCGUUCCGGCGUCGGUGUUUCUUGACCCUCCAAACGCGACUAGACUCAGGACUUUGGGAAAUGGUUAAUUCAAAUAUCGCCAUAUUCGAAGAUUUUAUCAAUUAUAUAUAUGUGUAUGAUAAGUGUUAAUGCACGAUUGGUCACUCUCAACUCAGUUCUGAUGAAGUUUCUACAGCUCUCUAAUAACCGUGAUUUGUUCUAACUAGCAGUGUUACAUUUAAGGCUGUUUCUUGGCAUUUUCAGUACGAAAUUGAGCCGUGCUUAAGUACGCAUCUCCAGUAGGGCUAAAUUGGUGAUUCAAUUAAUGAUAAACUUUUUAUUGGGUUUGAUAUUUUACAGAUGCCGUCACAGCAAACAAUGAAAAUGAGGAGCCGAACAAGGUAGACAAUGAAAGUAAAUUCAUGCAUUCGACCAAUUCCCCAUUCAAAGUGAUGUCAUCAUGCGCCUAUGUAAAGUCCGAGAACCAAGCCCCAAAUCCUGUGCCUGCAAACAUGGUCAGCAGUAGGCCAGUUCUUGGUGAAAUAUCGCAACAAGGGAUGUGUAUGAGAGAGCCGCAUCAGCGAAGCAGUUGUCAAUGGCAACAUGUGGUGGGCCGUUUCACAGGACUGGACGGACGGACCAGCCCAAUGGUACGACUAGUUGAUCAAGCUGUAUCUCCUAUACCCCCCGGGAAGCUUGCACCCCGUAACUCGAUUGCCAUCCAAGCGAGUCUCAUCAAAGACAUCAGCCCACUUAAACCACUGGUUUUCUUACACCAUCGCAUUCCAUCGCCAUGGAAACCACCCGCAGCCUCACCCAGUAACAUUCCACCUGCCCCACCCUCUACCCCAGAGCUACCUAACCAAGCCAGCAUGGGCCCUUUUCAAAGUCAAGGUAAUUGUAUUCUCCUAAGAAGUAUCUCCCCAUACCCCGCUUCCCAGAGUUGCAGCUCAUCGCCAAUUCCCCCUUUCAACAGUCCCAAAUUAUUCUUCCCCCCAUCACCAAAUGCAUCGGGUAAUGGCACGGUGCUACCCCAAGGAAAUCUAUUGUAUGGUGUUAGUCACGUUCCAACAUCCACCAUGACCCCACCUCUUCGAAACCACCAAAGCAACUCCUGUCCUGCCUCUGUUAAUCCCUCCCCCACCCCCCUUGAUUCAGGUCUAACCUACACCCCCGGUCUUGUGGUCCCACAUUCAAAGAUACCUAGCCCCAAUGCGUGUAUGCGCAGCCAAACCCCACAGCCGUUUAUCCAACCAACAAGCUUAACACCAGAGGUCUUCCCUGUAACCCCAUGUCAGCAACCCCCCGCAGGAAAGCGACCGUGUAUGUUGAUGACUGAACAAGCACAGAGGGAGACACCUUCAAGCACUAUUGAUACAAUAGCCAAUGAAAACGUCUCAAGAAAACUUUGUUUGACCAAUGAAAAUGCUUGAAAAAUGUACAUUGUUUGACAUUUGAACUUAUUAUGGCAACAGUCUGUUAUGACAUUGAUUUUGAUUAAAAACUGUGGUUUAGGCAAGUUAUGGGCAGACAAACAAAUUUAGCUAAAGUUUGUUUAUACAUAAUUUUAGAUGACUCGCAUGGCUAGUUAAAUAUUGUUCUGAUUUACAGAAGCAUAAAAUACAAGCUUAAGAAUUGUCUAUGUGAACCAAUGACUAUUAUACAUAAUACUAGUUCUUGUAGUUACCAUUGUUCUAUUAGAACUACGCUUCUGUAAACUAGAACGACAGUCACUAGACAUGCAAGUUACUGUAACUAAAAUUAUAAGUUGGUUCGCAACAAUGUAAACAACGUUAGCCAGAUCUGUCUGUUAGAAAAGUGAUGUGGGGAUUUUCAGCUUGCACAACAGCUAUCUGCUUGUGCUGGAUUUUUCUCUUUUCCUUUGCACAAAUUUUUAUCCCCUCCCCCAAAUCCACUUUUGUAAUGGCUUGCUGCCCCUAAGCUAUGUUACAUCUACUAAGGGCACUUUCCAUUUAAUGGCCUGACCGAUCAGACCCAAAUUUUAGUCUCUGUAUCAAUGGAAAGAUUUGGUCUACGUUUCUCAAAUAUCUAGUGAAAAUGGUCCUCAUUCUAAUUUUAUCUAAAUCUUCCGGUCAGAUAGGUCCGAAGCCUAAACGUUUUGUAUUCCAUUCAACAAUUUGACCGGUCUGGCCGUGUUAAUGGAAAGCGCCCUAACUGUGGUUACAUGUAAAUGGAGUUUGAAUUCAUUUAUUUGCUUUUGUAAAAAGCGCUGCAUGUCUUAUUUAUUUUGCAAUGCACAAAUUUAAUGCACAAGAUUUACAACUCCAAUUAUAUGCACACUCACUGUUUUGAAAAAGACAUUAAUGUAGAUGAAGUUGAUAUUUAUGUAAUGAUUAAGUGUCCUGUCCAAUAAAUUGUAUGCAAAAUAUAUUUUGGAAACUGGAUAUGUUUGAUGUCACUCAAUGUUUUU
Paramuricea clavata is the source of this 3305-nucleotide messenger RNA. NCBI's taxonomy places the organism in Eukaryota, Metazoa, Cnidaria, Anthozoa, Malacalcyonacea, Plexauridae. The record is from the annotation of a GenBank genome assembly.